CCACACCAGGGGCAGGGCUGGGGCCGGAGCCUCCACUGCCCUCGCAGAUGGGGAGGGAAAGUAGAGUGAGCCCCAUCGGCUGCCCCUGUCCCUGGUGGAGCGAGUGAUACUUGGCUUGCACUUCCCUGAGCCUAGUGGUUGCGAACAUCGGCCUCAGAGUCAGACUGAGGUCUUGGUGAUGGCCACUUACCUGCUCUGUGAUCCUGGGCAAGUCAUGUAAACUCUCUGAGCCCCCUUCUCCUCGUCUGUGAAGCGGGGUCAGUAACACCUACCUUGCUGGGUCCAUGUGAGGUUAAAGAAAAUAGAAUGGCAGAGACCUACCUGCCCGGCACUGGGAACCCUCUCCAUAGAAGUGGUAGGUAACUUGAUGACCUCUAGCCCUUCCUGGGGCUGUGAGGAGUCAGGCCUGGCCCGGGGAGUUGGAAACCUGAGCAGAUGAGGUGGUUGGAGAUGGAGCCAGCGUAUGGCAGGCUAUUGGAAGGAAAAGAGAAAGAUGUUUACUGCCAAAGUUCCACUGAAGUUAUCAGAGUGUGACAUAGGUCUGACUCCCUCCUAACCCCUAUCUAGGGACACAUUCCUGACAUGAGUCAUCCACCACUCCUGCUGUAGAUUCCGGCCUCUGCCCUCCUUUGCCAUCUCUGAGGCAAAGGUGUCAGGAACAGGUGGUGCCAGUUGCUGUCCUCCCCUCUCCUUGGGAAGAUGGGCCCAACAGGAAGCGGCUCGGGGCUUUAAGAUUCUGCUGCAGAGAAGCUGGCAGAGGGUGUGACGGAAGGGUCGCUAUGGGUUGCCAUGCCUGAAUGGCCUCAUCACCAGGGCUCUGGAGGCAGGAAGAGGAAGCUGGGCAGGAAGGCAGGGAAAGAGUUGGAGCGGUGCCAGCAGCAGGCGGACGAGGUGAAGGAAAUCAUGCUCAAGAACUUUGACAAGGUCCUGGAGCGCGAUGGGAAACUGGCAGACCUGGAGCAGCGUUCAGACCAACUCCUGGACAUGAGCUCAGCUUUCAGUAAGACAACCAAGACUCUGGCCCAGAAGAAGCGCUGGGAGAACACACGUUGGCGUAUCUACCUGGGACUGGUGGUGGGCGGUGGCCUGCUCAUCAUCCUGAUUGCGUUGCUGGUCAUCUUUCUCCCACAGACAAGUGAGGGCAGCAGUGCCCCACAGGCCCAGGACGCAGGUGCUGCCUCGGGGCCUGGGGACUGACCCAGCUGGGCCUGGAGGAGAGGCCAAAUGGCCUCAGUGACUGGUUCUGGACUCCAAAGAACCUUGGCAUUUGCUCCCACCUGAGCCACUGCAGUUAGCGCCCAAGGGCAGCUCCAAAGUGUGCACCUUUGCAUCUCCUAUCAUGCCACACACUGGCCCUUGAGGGCAGCCUGCUGCACUGGCCAUGCCAGGCUUGCCCCACUUAGAGCUCAGUAAACACUGCUGCUUGGUUAAAAGCUGCUGUUUGAUUAACAGCUGGUGUGUGUGUGUGUGUGUGUGUGUGUGUGUGUGUCUGUGUCUUUCAAGGUCUCCGGUUGGCUCAUUUUGCUCUGCCUUUACCCUUUAGGCUACUUAGAAAGGCUACCAACCCAAGGGCUCCAUUCUUGGGAAGUGGCCCCUUCCACUCACUUCCUUACUUGAUCCAACCCUACACAGACAGGCGUAAAGGCACAACUGCCCCCAAACAAGACCCUUCAAGUGUUGCCCUCUGAGUGUGUUUCCCUGAGAAUGAAAUCUGUUAUUAUUCAUUCUGGGGAGGCUCAGAGGACCAAUGGCAUUCCAGAUGGGAUGGCAAAGAGGAAAGCACUUCAGAGAUUUUUAUGUCACAAGGCUCUCACCUUCAGAUAGACUUUUUGUCUUCUGAACACUUCCUCCUCCCCAGUUUCUCUGCUUGUGUUUUUCCUGAAGCUUUACAUCAGAUCACAGAUUAGGCAGGU
Messenger RNA from Phyllostomus discolor (pale spear-nosed bat), 1913 nucleotides. RefSeq names its product vesicle associated membrane protein 5 (gene VAMP5). NCBI's taxonomy places the organism in Eukaryota, Metazoa, Chordata, Mammalia, Chiroptera, Phyllostomidae. Gene Ontology annotation, biological process: Golgi to plasma membrane protein transport. Gene Ontology annotation, cellular component: plasma membrane. The coding region runs from base 790 to 1197 and encodes 135 amino acids. The record is from RefSeq and is a predicted model, not a curated record. The transcript has 3 exons.